AGGCAUCUGUCAGUAUGGGAGGGGGUCCAGACACGUCACAUCCAAGGACGCUGCAAGGAGCUGCGGAUCACCUUUCCAACAUAGCAUGUUCCGAGGUAACGCAUAUUCUGGCACCGAAACAAGACAGAGAAAUAAAAACUGGUGCGCCUACGUUGUGCACAAGAACGUGAGCUGUGCCGUCGUGGGAGGCACGGAGAGUUUCCUGCAGCCAGAGGUUUUGCCGUGUCCACCGGAGCUGCCAAAUUGUGCGCAACAAGUGAUAUAUCAGACACACUUUAGGCCCAUGUAUAAGAUUGCAUACAAGACCGUAACAGAGCUGGAGUGGAGGUGCUGCCCGGGGUACCAGGGCCACGACUGCCGGGAGGUGAAAGACAUAAAGCUGCUCCAAGUGGAGCGUUUGCCCCAUGCUCCGUCUGCCUCGGGACAUAUUCCAGUCCCACAAGCUCCAGAAAAGCGAACGGAGAACCAGAGGAACCAUCCAUGGGGAGUAGCGGAGCAGUUUGCAGGUCAGCCAGGUCACAGGCCACUGGAGGGUCAUGGAGGAUCUCAAAGUGCACAACACCUGGAGGAGGAGGUGCAGCGACUAUCCACCAUGGUCCUUGACAUGCAAGCAAGAAUUACAGACAUGUCCUCCAAUCUGAGACUGGAUCUCCAAGAGGACGCCAGUAAAAUGUUGGUUACGCUGCUGAAUAACUACAGGCAGCCUGCCAGUGCCAGAGGCGCAGAGACCCACACCGUUCAGGUUCAGGACUUCUCUUUUGGACACGAGACAACGCAGAUGGACGACGUCAUGAACAAAAUCAGCCAGGUCACAGACGAUCUAGAGUCCAAGAGCAAUACCCUGGAUGACCUGUUUGGCCGUGUCAACCGUCAUGAUGAACAAAUUCAUCUGUUGAUGGAGGCGGGGCACAACCAGCUGUCCACACCCCCUCCCCCAGCCAGUCCGACAGACUUGCGUGCCUACCUGGACGAGAAGAUCCGCGCUCUGAGAGAGGAGUUAAUGGAGGGCAUGGACAUCAAAAUGGCAGACAUGAAGAACUCGUGCGAUUAUAAAAUCAGGUCCGUUCAGGAGCAGUGUGAGGGACAAGAAUCCAUCUACCUCAGCCUGGCCGAGCUCAUGGACUCCAAGGAAACUGACCUGCGCAACGAGAUCCAGGACCUUAAGACCAAGCUGGUUGGUCCAAGAAAGGAAGACACCCGUCCUGUGGAGAACCUUGAGAUCUGUCUGAACUCAUCUGAGAAGACCGUAGCGGCCCAGUGCCUCUCUGUGGAGGAGAAGCUGAAAAAAGAACGGGCCGAGGUUAUCAAAGACCUGAAGGAGACUCUGGAGAAAAAGCUGGCCUCCAUGGAGGACAGACUCACCACCCUGUUGGUAGAUACCAGCACCGACUCCCCAUCUGGUGGUCUUUUGACUGUUGUAAAAAACCUUCAACAAGACUCUCAGAGCUGCAGAACUGCUGUAGAUGCUAUGGAGAGUAGUCUUAAAGGCCAGAUAAAUGGCCUUGGAGCAAUGGAGGGGCAACUCCUCAACUACAGCGCCAGCAUUGAGAACGUACACAGCGGGUUGAGCCAUCUGAAAGGCCGUGUGGGCAGGUUGGAGGACUCGCUAUCAGAUGUAGUCCACCGGCAGUCUCAGGUGUCUCUGAUCCUCAACUCCACCUGGGGUCAAGUUAAAACGGGGGCUGAGCAGGAGGCCAAGGAGCUUCUGGAGCUUCACAGGACCCAGCAUCAAGAGCUGAGAAAGCGUCUGGAUGAACUGGGCAGGGAGGUGAAAGCCAAGGCCGACCACUGCAAGAACCAAACAGAAGAUGUCGGGAAGGCGAUCGCACACAUGGACAGCCGCAUUGUUAGUGUGGAGAGUUUAUGCGGCAAGCUGGAUCCCAUCUCCGGUAGCCUCCAGAGAAUCAAAGAGGGUCUGAAUAAACACAUUACUGGGUUGUGGACUUGUGUCAACCAGCUGAAUAGUACAGUUAGAGCUCACGCGCAAGAUAUCGGAGGACUGAGGGGAACUUGUGAGAAACUCCAGAGCCACAUCUCUAAUGCAGGCAGAGACCUCCAGGUGCUAACGAACAGCAAAGCCGGGAAGACGGGUGUUCAGGUUGCUGUGGAGGACGGUUUAGGUAAGAGCCCUGCAGGGCCGCUUGGUCCUCCGCCCGCCUCCCUCCCACAGCCACCUGUGAUAGAGACCGGAGAGGCGGGACCCCCCGGCAAGAUGUCUUCGUCCAAGUUGCCCAAGGGGACCGAUGGCAGCAUGAUACCUGUUCAAGGCUUUGCUGGAGCUCCAGCCUCCGCAGUCAAAUCUACUGACUCGCUAAAGCCCAGCAUGCCACUCAUCUCAGAUGUGAACAUGGCCCACAGACUAUCACCACAGCAACCUGCCUCUGCUUCAGGUGAGAAGGUGUCCUUCUCAGCUGGUCUGACUCUUCCUCCGUUCCAGGGAGAGAUCGGAAUCAUUCGAUUCAACAACGUGCUGGUCAAUGAUGGAGGACACUAUGACGCUCAUACAGGUAUCUUCACAGCUCCCACCGACGGCCGCUACCUGGUGACCGCUGUGCUCACAGCCCAGCGUGGUGAGAGGGUCCAGGCGGUCCUGUCUGUGUCCAAUCACAGCAUUCAGAGGUUGGACUCGGCGGGCUUCAAGUCAGAAGCGGCGGCACUGCCCUCACAUGAUCGGUGUAACUGCAGCGGUUCAGCCUCACUGAGUCUGGUUCUGUCGCUGAGGAGAGGAGAUCGAGCAGGACUGGUCAUGACUGCUGGAAAACUCGCCAGCUCAGCCUCCUCUGAGAUCCUGUCGUCUUUCAGCGCUGUGCUUCUCUACCCCAGCCCAUCAAAACGGUAGCCCCGCCCUUUUUAAAGACACCUUAUACGUAUAAGCCAGUGGAGUAUGGUGUACAUUACUGGGGACACAUUAAGGCUAAUGGUGAUAUCACAUUAUCAGAGGAGGGAAAGAAAUGUCUUUAUACAAAACAAUGUUAAAUGAGAUUAUUUCGGUCAUAAGUACUUAUAUAUAGUGUGUAUACAUUGCAUUGUUUUAUAUUUUCAUUGUGAAGUUUUGUCUGUGACCUAGAUCUUACACAUACACAUUUAUUUGUGGUCCACUGCAGUAAUCAGUUUUUCCUUAGUAUUUAAAAACUGUGUAUUGUAAGUGCACAACCUAGUAAUUGCUGAUGUUAUUGAGUUGUGCUAAUAUUUUAAUUCCAGUUGAUCCAAUUUGUUCAUUGCUUACUUAGGAAAUCAGUUAGUGUUUAUUUUCUCAGAAGCAUUCUACAGUUCAUACCAGUUUUCAUUAUUGCAUAUAUUUCGUAUUGGUGCUAAAAUUUUCAACAUGCAAAAUAAGCUUUGAUUGUUUCAAAUACAGUUUGUGGUUUUA
Perca flavescens (yellow perch) is the source of this 3370-nucleotide messenger RNA. It is a transcript of the gene emilin2b, whose product is annotated as elastin microfibril interfacer 2b. Bases 86 to 2839 code for a protein of 917 amino acids. The record is from RefSeq and is a predicted model, not a curated record. The transcript has 10 exons. Gene Ontology annotation, molecular function: protein binding. NCBI's taxonomy places the organism in Eukaryota, Metazoa, Chordata, Actinopteri, Perciformes, Percidae.